GGGAACAGACGGACAUCUUGUAAUAUAUAGAUUCAGACGACCUCGCUAUAUCGCUGCGAACUUUGUUCGAUGGGAUAAUUAGAUCAAUAUUGGAAUCCGUCAAUCGUUUUAAUCUUUGAAAACCAUUUGGACGAGUUUGAAGUAACUGCUUUUAAAUCUGGAUAUUUCCAAAUACGUACUACAGUUGGCGUUGGCGACGUUUCAAAGCAGACAAAUCAAAACAAUGCGAAUGCAGUUUAGAAUUAUCCUUGUUGCGGCUUUGAUCUUCCUAGUAUUAACGAUAUGGAACAGAAUGUUUAGAUAUGCAAGUAGACCACUACAAAACUGGCAGCGUGCAAAUGGAGAACUGUUAGUUACACGCGACGAUUGGUACGUCCCGCACAACUUUACAAUACAAAUGCUCAAUGCGGCAUCGAUAACUGAAUCAUUGGAAAUUCUUAGCAGUUACUUUGAAAACAAACAGUUAUGGUGCCCCAGUCAAAGAAGGUUUGGGCGGGAAAAGGAUGGUGGAAAAGAUAUAUACGUGACACAUCCAUUUAACCUCGUUCAUAGGCAGUGUACAGUUUAUUCAUUUGGGAUCGGGAGAGAUUUCAGCUUCGAUGACGAGAUUGCAGAAACCUGUGAAGUUUAUUCAUAUGAUCCAACGAUAGGGUUAGAAGACCACAUACGAGGACAACAUGUGCAUUUUUCAACACUGGUAUCAAAGGCGAAAAAAGUAGAUUGUCCGACAAAUAUAGAACGAAGACCGUUCUGGAGAUUUUCCAAGAAAACAAGCAUGGGUAUCCCAAUCGCUUAUAUUUGCACACAAAACGAAAUCGAGAAAAUAAAUAAUUAAUUUUAGUUAGAAUUGGGAAUGUACUAUUCGUAUUCCAGGAGACUUUUAAUGUCAUGAAAGGUAUUUAAACAAAAUCACAUUUA
Messenger RNA from Owenia fusiformis, 918 nucleotides. The record is from the annotation of a GenBank genome assembly. Lineage: Eukaryota; Metazoa; Annelida; Polychaeta; Sabellida; Oweniidae.